CACCGCACCACACCGGGACUGGGCUGAGCGGAGGCUGUAGGCUAGGCAGUAAGAGAGACAGAUAGAGGACGCGUCAGUCGUAGUAGCCUAAGAAAACAUCCUCCCUGCUGUCAUGAAGUUCUGUUUGUAACCUAAUUGUUUGUUGCUAUAGGUCAGGAGACAGACGGAGAGGUGUAGAGGGACCUAUUUUUAUUUUUGAGAAAACGAAAGGAACCAUAACUGUGUCUGAUUUCUAAAAAGGACUAGGAGAUAUCCACACACAGUGACCUGGGUUAGAGAGAGAUUUUAAGGUCCGGUUUUUCGGUGAAAAGGGAAGCUAUGUCGUCCGCGACGGUAGCUGCUUCAAGAAGGCAGUCCUGUUAUUUAUGCGACCUGCCCCGCAUGCCUUGGGCUAUGAUCUGGGAUUUUACCGAGUCCAUCUGCAGGGGAUGUGUCAACUACGAAGGAGCGGACCGGAUCGAGUUUGUGAUUGAGACAGCCCGGCAGCUGAAGCGGGCUCACGGUUUACAGGAGGGGAGAUCUCCGGGGCCCGCUAAACAGCAGCAACAGCUCUCGGGGAAAGAGAUUCAUUCUAAUCACCACGGGUCUGGAGGAGACCCCGGUUCCCGGCCUUCACAGCCCCUGGACCGCUACCCCCUCUCCACCUCGGACCGUCCUCCGCGGCUGGGGCCAGAGUACCAGUCUGGGAGACAGGCUAACGGAAUUCCUGUACCUAAUGGAUUUCCUAAACCGGACGAUCCACCAGAGCUUAACCGGCAGAGCCCAAACCCGCGCAGGAAUAACACGGUUCCUCCUAGUCUAGUGCCUUUGGUGAACGGGAACAUGUCCUCCGUGCACGCCGUUAACGGCCGACCCAUGGGACACCCGGGGUCCGGUUUGAUGGCUGGUAGCCCCAACGGGCACGGCGGUAAGCGUCCGACCUCGUUCUCCAGCAUCGAGCAACACGAGAAGGAUAAGCACAGACCGGACAGCCUGACACCGGAGAUAGAGAACCACAAACAAAGGACGGAUGAGUGGAUGAACAAGGGGAAAACGGUCAGGGACUUGAUGGCUCUUCAUACCUUCGACAACCGGUUCAAGAAGGAUCCUGCAGCCAUGCAACAGAGGGCGAUGGGCUAUGAGCAACAACAGAACGCCGCAGCUUCUAAAUCAGACAGGGGAAAACACCCGCGGACUAUGAAGAGGAAAUCAUCCCCGGAACCGGAGGGAGAGAGAGAGGGAACCGCCUCCAAGCAUAACGGAGAGGACAGACAGCAGUGGUUACCGGGUCCACCAUCUGACCGUGACGGACAUAAAAUGCCCCCGGGACCGCCGCCAAGCUUCUCCUCCGUCCCCACCACCAUAUCCCCCCACUCUCGCACCACCCCACCGGAAGCUUCGCAGAACGGCCAGUCUCCCAUGGCAGCGCUGAUCCUGGCGGCAGACAACGCCGGCGGUGGUGCCGGGAACAGCUCGCCCAAAGACGGGAACCAGGUCCACUCCACCACGCGCCGCAACAGCAGUAGCCCGCUCUCGCCCUCCUCCAUGAACCAGAACCGGCGGCCCGCACAGGGGAGAGAUGGUACUGGUGGCGCGGGGACAACUCACGUUUCAGGAGGAGGCAUGGACCAAGGGCACGGACCUCAAAGCAUUCCGGACUCGUCAGUACCCGGGAGCGUACCCCUCUGCUGCACGCUCUGUCACGAGAGGUUAGAGGACACGCACUUUGUUCAGUGUCCGUCGGUACCCUCGCACAAGUUCUGCUUCCCGUGCUCGCGGGAGAGCAUCAAACAGCAAGGGUCCACCGGGGAGGUGUACUGUCCCAGCGGGGAGAAGUGUCCGUUGGUCGGCUCUAACGUACCGUGGGCUUUCAUGCAAGGAGAAAUCGCUACCAUCCUUGCAGGGGACGUCAAAGUAAAAAAAGAGAGGGAUCCUUGAUUUCCAUUUUCAACAUGGGGAAGGGAUUGUUGAGGGGGGGGGGGGUACAAAUACAACUAUAUAAAUAUAAAAAUACCACAUACCAUCCCCAAGAAAACGAAUGGACUAUGUACAUAGUGGACCCAAACCGAAGGGACUACUGUAUACUUCAGUAAAACAUGACUGUAUCAUUUUUGAUUUUUUUGGAAUACAUUGUGUUUGUAUAUUUUUGAAGAUAAAGGUAAUCCUAAUUUAAAUAAAAAAAGGACUCUCUUGGUUCCUCUUUGGUGAUGUACUUCUAGGUUCACAUCUCAAGUGGCACCCUCUUCCCUAUGUAGUGCACUACUUUUUGAAACUAGAACACCUAAGGCUCUGGUCAAGAGUAGUGCACUAUGUAGGGGUAGAGGGUGGUUGUUUGGGACGUGACCUGUCUGAUAGCAGUUUCCUUUUUCAAAAACGUAGAAUGUGACCGAUGAUGACUAGCCUCUCUCUCUCUCUCUCUCUCUCUCUCUCUCUCUCUCUCUCUCUCUCUCUCUCUGUCUCUCUGUCUCUCUGUCUCUCUGUCUCUCUGUCUCUCUGUCUCUCUGUCUCUGUCUCUGUCUCUUUCUCUCUCUCUCUCUCUCUCUCUCUCUCUCUCUCUCUCUCUCUCUGUCUCUGUCUCUGUCUCUGUCUCUGUCUCUCUGUCUCUGUCUCUGUCUCUGUCUCUGUCUCUGUCUCUGUCUCUGUCUCUCUCUGUCUCUCUGUCUCUCUCUCUCUCUGUGUCUCUCUCUGUCUCUCUCUCUCUCUCUCUGUCUCUGUCUCUGUCUCUGUCUCUGUCUCUCUCUCUCUCUCUCUCUCUCUCUCUGUCUCUGUCUCUGUCUCUGUCUCUCUGUCUCUGUCUCUGUCUCUCUCUCUCUCUCUCUGUCUCUGUCUCUGUCUCUCUCUCUCUCUCUCUCUCUGUCUCUGUCUCUGUCUCUCUGUCUCUGUCUCUGUCUCUGUCUCUCUCUCUCUCUGUCUCUCUCUCUCUGUCUCUCUGUCUCUCUCUCUCUGUCUCUCUCUCUCUGUGUCUCUCUCUGUCUCUCUCUCUCUCUCUCUCUCUGUCUCUGUCUCUGUCUCUGUCUCUGUCUCUCUGUCUCUGUCCCUGUCUCUGUCUCUGUCUCUGUCUCUGUCUCUGUCUCUGUCUCUCUCUCUCUCUCUCUGUGUCUCUCUCUCUCUCUCUCUCUCUGUCUCUCUGUGUCUCUCUGUGUCUCUCUCUGUCUCUGUCUCUGUCUCUCUCUCUCUCUCUCUCUCUCUCUCUCUCUCUCUCUCUCUCUCUCUCUCUCUCUCUCUCUCUCUCUCUCUCUCUCUCUCUCUCUCUCUCUCUCUCUCUGUAAGCACUUAGCAACCAACUGAAAUGAUUUUACUGUUAUGUGUAUGCACUUGUUUCAAAAUAAUUGCCAAAUACAAUUUGUGAUCUUGUAUGAAGAA
Messenger RNA from Salvelinus fontinalis (brook trout), 3342 nucleotides. RefSeq names its product interferon regulatory factor 2-binding protein 2-A-like. The record is from RefSeq and is a predicted model, not a curated record. Lineage: Eukaryota; Metazoa; Chordata; Actinopteri; Salmoniformes; Salmonidae. Gene Ontology annotation, cellular component: nucleus. The transcript is spliced from 2 exons. Gene Ontology annotation, molecular function: transcription corepressor activity. Gene Ontology annotation, biological process: regulation of transcription by RNA polymerase II. Bases 319 to 1917 code for a protein of 532 amino acids.